GAGCAUAUAUACUUUUAAAGUUUAUUCAGAGAGAGAGAGAGAGAGGGAGAUGGGGUCGUCGACGGUGGGGUUGGCGCCGGGGCUUUCUCGGAAGCUGAAGAAGGUGCUGGAGUGUCGGACGGACUCUCCGGAUCUGGUGUCGUCCCUGAAUACUCUGUCGACUUUCUACUCGGAGAACGCCCCUCGGUCUCGGCGCAACCUCAAGUCUUCCAUUGAGACCCGCGCCCUCCAAAUCAACCUCGAGUUCCUCCAGGCCUCCAAUGGCGCCCAGCAGGCCCUCGAUCGCGUUGAGGACGAGGUUAAUGCUCUCUCCGAUUGUUGCGACAGGAUUGCAAAGGCGUUGAACAGUUGCAGCGCCAGCACGGGAGACAUCAUCAGUACCACCGAGAGGCUCAAACAAGAACUUGAAAUUACUACUCAAAGACAAGAGAUCGUUUCAUGCUUCCUUCGUGAUUAUCAGCUCUCGAACGACGAGAUAAAUGCACUGAGAGAUGAAGAUCUCAAUGAAAACUUUUUCAAGGCACUUUCUCAUGUUCAAGAAAUUCAUGCCAACUGCAAGAUGCUGCUGAGGACACACCACCAGCGGGCAGGCUUGGAGCUCAUGGAUCUGAUGGCUGUAUACCAAGAAGGAGCCUAUGAGCGCUUGUGCAGGUGGGUUCAGGCAGAGUGUAGAAAAUUAGGUGACACUGAUAAUCCUGAAGUUGGUGAGCUUUUGAAAACAGCAGUUUGCUGCCUCAGGGAACGGCCCGUCCUUUUCAAGUACUGUGCAGAAGAGGUGGCAAAUAUGAGGCAUAAUGCAUUGUUUAGAAGGUUUAUAAGUGCCCUUACACGUGGAGGGCCUGGUGGACUGCCUCGGCCAAUUGAAGUACAUGCUCAUGAUCCCUUACGAUAUGUGGGGGACAUGCUUGGGUGGCUACAUCAGGCCUUAGCAUCUGAACGAGAACUUGUUCUUGUAUUACUGGAUCCAGAUGCUGUGGUAGAUACUGGAUCAACUGCAAACCGAUUUUUAAAGAGCCCAGCUGGUGAUUCUGGGAAGCUUGAGUCUGACUUGAUGUUUGUUCUAGAUAGAAUUUUUGAAGGAGUUUGUCGGCCGUUUAAAGUGAGAGUUGAACAAGUUUUACAGUCUCAACCUAGUCUUAUAAUUUCAUAUAAACUCAGCAAUACCCUGGAGUUCUACAGUUACACAAUAUCAGAUUUACUUGGGAGAGAAACAGCUCUCUGUAAUACACUUUGGGCGCUCAAGGAUGCAGCUCAGAAAACAUUUUUCGAUAUUCUGAAAACUCGAGGAGAAAAGCUUUUACGGUAUCCUUCCCUUGUUGCAGUUGAUCUUUCCCCUCCACCAGCAGUAAGAGAAGGAGUUUCCGUGCUUCUUGAAAUAAUUGAGACCCACAACAGCAUGAUGGUUCCUGCUUCAGGGAAUUUUGAUCCAGUGAUAUCUGCUUUACUUGAUCCUAUUAUUCAGUUGUGUGAGCAAGCAGCAGAGGCACACAAAUCCAAGGGGGGCAGUUACUCAUCAAGAAGAAGUAGAAUGAGCUCUGACUUAGGUCAAAUAAGUAAAUCAUCAGUUGAUGCUAUCUUGUCGAACAACAGCUCUUCUUCAUCUUCCCAGAAUAACGAAACUCCUUCCAAGAUCUUCCUAAUCAACUGCUUGUGUGCCAUCCAACAACCAUUAUGUGGACAUGAGGUUGCAGCUGAAUAUGUGAAGAACCUGGGGGUGAUGAUAGAUAAUCACUUGCAUGUGCUUGUGGAAAAAGAAGUUGAUGCCAUCUUAAGAAGAUGCGGCUUGUCACAAAAGAUGCAUCACUUCCACAGUUCACUCAACAAGGAGGCUGGCAAUGCGGUUAUUGGGGGCCCAUUAGCAGACUUAGAGGACACAUCUCCUUCCUUUCUUUCAGAGUGCUUGAAGACUUUCUUUGGGCUUAUUUUGGGAAGUGAGAGUUCUCUGCCAGAAUUUGAGCAGAUGCAGGUUCCUAAGCUACGCUCGGAAGCUUGUAUCCAGGUGGCUAGAUCAUUGGCUGAAGCUUAUGAGCUUAUAUACAAGGCAAUCAUGGAUCCUGAGAAUGGCUACCCAGACCCUAAGUCACUGGCGAGGCAUCCUCCAGAUCAGAUAAGAACCAUUUUAGGAAUAUGAAGCUCUAUAAACUCAUAAAUUUCCAUCUACUUCUUUAUUGUUUUCUUGUAGUUAUAAAAAUGCAUUUUGCAUCGUGUUAUUUUAGCUGUGGUUCAUACGGAACAACCCCUUUUUCGCAACAAACAAGUUAUAUUGCCCGUUUGACUAGUAUUACGUAGGCAGUUUAUAGAUGAGUUGUUUGCACAUAACGAAUAAAUUGGUCAUUUAUUUA
This is a messenger RNA of Corylus avellana, 2342 nucleotides long. RefSeq names its product oligomeric golgi complex subunit. NCBI's taxonomy places the organism in Eukaryota, Viridiplantae, Streptophyta, Magnoliopsida, Fagales, Betulaceae. Gene Ontology annotation, cellular component: COG complex. The record is from RefSeq and is a predicted model, not a curated record. Gene Ontology annotation, biological process: intra-Golgi vesicle-mediated transport.